Seminavis robusta is the source of this 2187-nucleotide messenger RNA. The record is from the annotation of a GenBank genome assembly. Lineage: Eukaryota; Bacillariophyta; Bacillariophyceae; Naviculales; Naviculaceae.
UAUCCGGGAUAAAGGACCCUUUUUGCAGAACAGAUCCUUUGGCAGCACAAAAAAUGAAGCUGGUACAUACACCAAUACCACAGUUCUCAUUGGAAUAGGAAAGCAGAAAGGCACCGGUACGGUAGUAGUCAGAUCAGUCAGUUUAUUGUUGUAUUCUUGGUAUUGCAACACAGAAAAGAAGGAGACGAUGAGGAUGUUGGCGUUGCAGAAGUUGCUGGUAGCGCUUUUCUUCUUCUUUAUCGGUGUCUCGGCACAGGAUGACACUGAUAUCAUUUGGUCAUCUACAGGCGGGGGAUGGCGAGCCAUGUUUGCAGACAUUGGAUAUGUCAAUGUAUUCCAACAAGCAGGCCUCAUGACGCAUAACUCGACACGCUUCUCGCAAGUGUCUACCGUUUCAGGAGGCUCCUGGUUUUCUACCCAACUCUUUUUCUCGCCAGAGUUCUACAACCAGACAGUCCUUGCCGAAACUCCCGAUGACUUGUAUGACUUUGUUGUCAGCUGGAUGAACACCUACUAUAAUAUUAGCACCGAUGUGGAUGAUGCAACCAGAUCCCAGUGUAACACAACCGAUUUGAAAGCUAGCGAAAACUAUGAUCCAGAACGAGACGUCGUUAGUGUUCUUCAAGACAUUUGCUACCUGUUGGUACAAUUCGACUUUGACUGGGCUUUGUUUAUCCAAGAAAUGAUGAGAGCGGCAUCAACCGACUUUGGGGAUCCGUCCUUUGUCGACACCAUUGCCUUGCCCGAGAAUCGCAUUGAACCCAUGCAAGAGGCGGAUCUACUCGUUCAGGCAGCCCUGGUUCCAGCCUCUAGGGUGCGACCCGACAACUAUGGCGAGGUGGACUGGACUACGGGUGUAUACUUUGGACAUGACAAUGACAAUGAUGACACGGCAAGCUUGUUCACCGUCGUUCUGUCAGCGGCCUAUAUCGUUGCCGACACGGGAUCCCGAUUCUGGUAUGGAUACGAAGAUAAAACCAGCGAGUUGCAGACAUAUGUUGCCCCAACACCAGCAAAGCACUCGUGGUCCGAUUGGGAGGACUUUUACCUGUGGCAAGGAGAUCCUACCACGGGGAAUCUUGAGAUCAACAAUACCGCAACUGUGAAAGCCACUUCCAAGGGGAUAUUUCGAACGCCCUUUGGAGGAUCAGAGGAAACGAACGUGAUUCAAGUGGCUUCCAUUAGCUCGGCGGCGGGCGGAAAUGGCUCUCCGCUGUCCCCAGUGGUCUACAAUCAAAUGCUCUCGAUCGGAGUCUUUGUGAUAGAGGAGAACUCGGUGAAAACAGUUUGGAGGGUGUUGGCUGGAAUUGCUGCGGGAGUUGGAGCUACCAUUGUGGGUUACUUUGUCGUGUCCUAUGUCGGCUUCAAUUGCCACUUGUGUGAAAAGCCCAUGAGUCACAAAAUGGGAAUCGGUAUUGGCAUCAUAUUCGGAGCAUUGAUUGGUCUCAUUACGGGUCUCUUCUAUGGCCUCGGCAGCAUUCUGAUCCCCACCAUCUAUGACAACGGGGUGGGUGCGAUCUACAAAAACUCAACCUUUGACAACUUUGCUAUUUGCAGUCAGUGGCCCAAUACGUGCGCGGAAGAGGACGGCUUUCUCAUUGACGGCUGGUUCAUUGACAACCCGGCCGUGGUGAUCAAUGUGGGUCACUACCAGCAAAAGAUUGGCGCUACGGAAAGCAAGGGGAAGACGGUCAAGCUCAUCAUCACCAACACCAAUGAAGAAUGGAACACUACAUUCAACUACGCCCAGUACUUGCAGUACUUUAGCACCUACUUCAACAAUAACAUUGGACCUGGGGAUUUUCUAUGGGCCCCAGGGUAUUGGGCUCCAUUUCGCUCUCCGCAGAUCUUUGAAGAGUAUCUGGACCAAAAGGGGCUAGAUGACUUGCUGGAACCGGUACCAAAUACCAACUUUACGACUGCGCUGCUCACAGGGACGACAAUCGACAAUCCAAGUUUCGGAGUCACUGCGGGUAUGUCGGUGGAGAUACUGCUGCUCAAUCUGAAUGAAAACAUUACAACCUUUGUCGUUGGGAAACAGGCUGUGGAAAAGUUUACGGAUCCACUUGCCAAUAUGACACGCAGCAUUGCUGCCAGUGAGGUGCUGGUUCAAAGGGUGCGCGACUUUGUGGGUUAGAGCUAUGCAUAUGUAAUGCAACUGUGUAAAAGAUAGAUGUUUGUGUGUUC